AAUCUACCGGAAUUGAGCAUCAAUUGAUCUUUUUGCGUCAACUUUUGGUGGUACCGUACCGUACCUUGCAAGUAGCCUUUAAACGAUCCAGAAAAAAAUCCCGAAAGCCGUUGUCGCAGACUUUCAAAUCGUCAAUUGUCGACGACAUUGUCAAGAAAAUGCUUUCUAGAUCGGCUCUCUCUAGAGGUGCCCAGCUUGCUGCCCGCACGCAAGGCUGUUCUCAACUUGCUCAGCGUCGAGGUUAUGCUGCCGUUGCAUCUUCUGCACCAUCACCUUUGAGCUUUGAUACCACUGAAGUUACUGGUGUCAAAGUCGCUGCCCGAGACUCCCACGGCCCAACAACGAAACUUGCUGUUGUCGCCAAGGCAGGCACUAGAUAUCAAGGUUCCCCAGGCCUCACUGUUGGUCUGGAGGAGUUCGCCUUCAAAAACACUCAAAGGAGACUCGCCCUACGCAUUGUACGAGAAGCCGAGCUUCUAGGAGGCCAAUUACUCGCAUACCACACCCGAGAAGCGUUAGUCCUCGAGGCAAGUUUUCUACGAGAGGACCUUCCUUACUUCACCGAGCUGUUGGCCGAGGUCAUCUCUGGUACCAAAUAUUCCACCCACGAAUACCACGAAGAUGUCCAAAGGGUCCUAAAGUUGAAACAGGCAAAGUUUGCCCACGAUGUUUCCGCCCUCGCUCUCGACGCGGCACACUCUGUUGCCUUCCACACUGGCCUUGGCGCUUCCCUAUAUCCGACCCCGUCUACCCCUCUUAAGAGCCUAAACGAGCACACCAUUGCCGACUAUGCCGCGUCCGUUUACGCCAAGUCGAACAUCGCGCUUGUUGGAGAUGGCGCUUCGACGGCUGCUCUGCACAAGUGGACCGAGCAGUUCUUCGAGAGUGUGCCUGCAUCGCCAUCUGGUCCCGCGCAGCUUAACACGAAGCCAACGAAAUACCAUGGUGGCGAGCAGCGCACCGCCCAUACGGCCGGAAACUCUUUGGUCAUUGCCUUCCCUGGCUCUAGCUUCGGUACGUUCAAGCCUGAGAUUGCAGUCUUGGCUGCGCUGCUUGGUGGCCAGCCCAAUGUCAAAUGGUCGCCUGGUUUCACUCUCUUAUCCAAGGCUGCUGCGUCAGCUCCUGGAGUUGCUGCCUCGGGAACCAACCUUGCUUACUCUGAUGCUGGCCUGCUUACCAUUCAAAUCACUGGGGCUGCCGCUUCGGUUCGAAAAGCGGGUGAGGAGGCAGUCAAGGCUCUCAAGAGUAUCUCAGAGGGAACUGUUAGCAAAGAGGACUUGACCAAGGCGAUCGCCAAGGCCAAAUUUGACGCGUUAGAGGCCAGUCAAUCCGGCGUAUCAACACUCCUAUCUGCUGGUUCGGGUAUCAUUCACACUGGCAAGCCGUUCCAGAUUGCCGAGAAUGUCAAAUCAGUUGAUGGAGUCACAGCAGACAAACUUAAGACCACAGCGAAGUCUCUUAUCGACGGUAAGGCUACUGUGGCUGCCGUGGGUGACCUUAACGUACUGCCAUUUGCAGAGGAGCUUGGUCUCAAGGUAUAGAGGGAGAAAUAUUGAACUGGGAAUCCAAGUGUACCAACAGAUAAACCCAACACCUUAGAGAGAAGUCGAGUCACCACCUGUGCAUAUAGUAAAUCCCUUAGAAUUCGGUUUUCGAAGUGUAAACUACCAAUAUCGUACCUAGUAACUCGUUUAAUCAAGUACAUGUAGGUCUAUUGAUA
Hypoxylon fragiforme is the source of this 1720-nucleotide messenger RNA. RefSeq names its product LuxS/MPP-like metallohydrolase. NCBI's taxonomy places the organism in Eukaryota, Fungi, Ascomycota, Sordariomycetes, Xylariales, Hypoxylaceae. Gene Ontology annotation, cellular component: mitochondrion. Gene Ontology annotation, molecular function: metal ion binding. The record is from RefSeq and is a predicted model, not a curated record. The transcript has 4 exons. Bases 159 to 1541 code for a protein of 460 amino acids.